Messenger RNA from Syngnathoides biaculeatus (alligator pipefish), 6525 nucleotides. It is a transcript of the gene mrpl23, whose product is annotated as mitochondrial ribosomal protein L23. Gene Ontology annotation, molecular function: structural constituent of ribosome. The coding region runs from base 135 to 599 and encodes 154 amino acids. The record is from RefSeq and is a predicted model, not a curated record. Gene Ontology annotation, biological process: mitochondrial translation. Lineage: Eukaryota; Metazoa; Chordata; Actinopteri; Syngnathiformes; Syngnathidae. Gene Ontology annotation, cellular component: mitochondrial large ribosomal subunit; ribosome. The transcript has 5 exons.
AAAGCAUUGGUGCGCAUGUGCGGUGAGUCCCCCACCCCUCCUCCCCCGGAAGUAUACGCACAUGUUUUGCUGAAACAACCUUGGAAAGCAGUUUACUUGACAAGCUAACGAUAACCCGACAAACCGUAACAAGGAUGCCAGUGACAAGACUACUAUAUCCUUUGUACCAGCUGGGUAACCCACAGCUGAGACUCUUCAGACCCAACUGGUUCUUGACGCUUGUGAGGCCUGGAAAAGAGCAGCCUCCUGACACAGUCCAGUUCCGCAUCCCGAUGGAGAUGACCAAGUACGAUGUCAAAAACUAUCUGGAGAAGAUAUAUAAUAUUCCAGUGGGAGACAUCCGCACCAGAAUCCAGUUUGGUUCCAACAAGAAGAGGAAUCACCUUAACCAGAGGGUGAAGCAACCUGACUAUAAAGUAGCGUAUGUUCAGCUGUCUCAAGGCCAGACGUUCGCCUUCCCGAAUAUCUUCCCGGAAAAGACCAGCACGCCAGCAGAGGGUUCCAUGGAGGAGAUGCAGGAGAAGUUCAUGGAGGAUGAGAAGCAGAGGCAGAAACCUGAUCCCAGGAGAGGAGGUGUCACAGAGUGGUUUGGACUCUGAGCCGCCUCACCUACUAGGAACUGUGUACGGGUGGGUCAGACACUCCUUGGGUGAAGUACAUUGAAGAAGCAACUAUUGAGAUGUCACUUCUACUCUUUGUCUGCCUACAAAGCUCAGAAGAACACGCAUCUGUUAGUGUAUGUGUAUGAGAUUUUUUUUUUUUUUUUUUUUUUUUAAUAUAGACUUGAGUAGUUAGAUCCAGAACAGAAUCCCCGGAGGAGGCAUAGGACUCAGCCUCUGUUUCAUGAAAAUGUCCCACCCUAACAGACCCUCACUCACCUCAGAUGACCUCCUCUUCGACUUUUUCUCUUGCCUCCUCCUUCUGGGCCACAUCUUUUCUUUGAAUAAUAAAUGUGAAAAAGAGACUUUAGUACUGUAUAUGUGCAGUCCAUUGUUAAGUUACAUGUUCAUAUUUGUACCAGUCAUACAAGUUAAAAAAAUUAUGUGCUAUAAACAAUAAAGCACUCUUUUUAAUUUGUUUAGACUGUCUCUCCCAUCACAACUGUCACACAGGAGUUGAGUGAACCACUACUAAUAUAUAAUAAAAAAUGAAAAAAACGCUACCUUAAUUAGUAUAAGUGAAUAUGUCAUCCUGGACAAAAGGACUGUGACAAUGCUGAAGUCUACAAAAGUAUGGAGACGUAUGCAAUUUGAUUUUUAUAAAAUUCUUAUGAUAUUCUGUAAAAAAAAAAAAAAAAAAUAGAGCAAAAUCUUGAAAGUUAUGUAUAGUGUAUGGAAUUUUGAAAUCCCAAAUGUGUGGGAACCUGUGUAGGAAAAUAAGCAAAUAAAUCUUUAAUCAUCUGCCUAUUUCUGAAAAGGUAUGAACAAGCGGUUGUCUGCUUAAUGCCACAGUUGGACACCGUUGAGUUUCUCAGCCAAUGACUGGCACAAUGGAUGGCAGCAAUUCUAGAGCGAACGUUCCACUUUGAAAGAUGAUUUUUCAUCAAAUGCUGUUUCCUCCAAAAGUAUUGGAAGGGCAAGGUCAAUUUCUUUAUUGCAUGCUAAAGACAGGCGGCACAGUGGAGCAACUGCUUCGAGUGUCUGCCCCACAUUUCUGAGGACCGGGCUUCAAAUCCCGGCCCCGCCUGUGUGGAGUUUGCAUGUUCUCCCUGUGCCUGCGUGGGUUUUCUCCAGGCACUCCGGUUCCCUCCCACAUCCCAAAAACCUGCAUUGAUUGGAGGCUCAAAAUUACCCUUAGGUUAGAUUGUGAGUAUGUUCGGUUGUUUCUCUCAAUGUGUACCCCACCUCCUGCCCGAAGAUAGCUGGAAUAGGCUCUCCCUUGACCUUUGUGAAGAUAGGUGGCUCAGAAAAUGGAUGGGAGGGAUGCUUAAACUGUUUGGGUUUCUGAUCAAAGAUGAAUAUGAGACAAAAGUAAAGAAUUACAACUUUCAUUUCUUGGUAUUUACAUCUUGAUGUAACAGCAUGACUUUCAGCAACUUUGAGUUUAUAAGACUUCCAUUCUUAAUUUGUUGUGCUUUUACUGGUCUUCACUGCAGCCUUGUGUAGUUCUUUUUUGUUUCUGGGGUUUCCUCCUUUCAAUCUAUGGGGUUAAGGUCCGGCGAUUUUCUUGGCCGGUCUAAGACCUUCCACUUUUUCCCCAUGAUGACGUCCUUUGUUGUGUUGGCGGUGUGUUUUGGGACAUUAUCUUGUUGGUUUGGAAUGCAUUUUUCUGUGAAUUGUCAGGCAAAAUGGUUUUGUAGACUUCAGACUAAAUUCUGCUGCUAUCUUUAUCAGUUACAUCAUCAGUAAGGACUCGUGAACACAUUACUGAAGCAGCCGUGCGAUCCCAAGCCAUGACAUUAUCUCCACCGAGCUUCACAGAUGAAUUUGUGUGUUUUGGAUCACAAGCAGAGCCUUUCUUUCUCCAUAUUUGGUUGAGGUUAAUCUUGCUCUCAUCAGUCUCUACAAUUUUGUUCUAAAACUUUUGUGACUCAUCUCUGCAUGUAGUUCUUGCAAAAUCUAAGCUGCAAUCCAUUUCUUUUUGCUAAUGGGCAGUUUGCAUCUUGUGGUAUAACCUGUAUAUUUCUUUUCUCAAAGUCCUCUUCCAACAGUGGAUUGCGACACCUUUCCUCCUCCCCUGUGGAGGUUCGUAUUGAUGUCACUGAUUGUUGUCUUUGGUUGUUUCUUCACAGCUCUCACAAUGUUUCUGUCAUCAACCGCUGAUUAUACCCUUGGCCAACCUAUUCAUUGUCUGUUGCUCAGUAUAGUAUAGAUUUUUUUUUUUCUUUUCAGGACAUUCCAAAUUGUUGUAUUGGCUAUGCCUAAUGUUUGUGCACUGGCUCUGAUCGAUUUUCCCUCCUCUCUUAAAUGUUGUUCAUUAGUAUGUUUUAUGUUUUGAUUGUGUUUUUAAAAAUAUAUAUUUUUUACAAUUCUUGAACAGGGGUAUGUCUAUUACAAAUGCAUCAAAGACAUAACACCUAUGUAUCUUGUCAUUCCUUUUCCUAAAUUUGUAGAAUCGUAUCCAGACCGUGUCAAGCAAAGCAGACACUGGGAACCUCUGUGACAUUUGUCCCAGCUCUUUUGCUCCUAUGUGUGUGUUUUACAUCAGUAAAAUAUGAAAUGAGAAAAACAUAGGCACUUUUUUUUUUCAGCAAUUAAUUUAUUAAUACUCAACAAUUUCAAGGGAAAAUGUGAAAUUUGCUACCGUAGCCGUUAAAGUUGUAAUGAGAUUCUUAUGUGUGUAGUGUGUGGUAUAAUGUGAUAUUUUCCUUUAUCGUAGAAGUUCAAUGCCUUUUGUCAUCAAUAGUAAAAAAAAAUAAUAUUAAUAAUAAAUGUUAAAAUUAAAUCUUAUGUGAAAUAAAUAUUAAAAAAAAAGCCCCAUACAGAAUUAUCUACAGCAAUCAAUCAAACUUUAUUUUUAAGCACUUCUCAUAUAAAGUAAUGCAACAGAAAGUGGAAUACAUACAUUUGACAUUAUUUCAACCAAAGGGGCUUGAAAUAAAAGCAAAAAUCUAUUGAUUAUUAUAGAGGCCCUGAGUUCAUGUUUUUCCUUUUCAUCCAGAACCGUUACCAUAGGCCUAUAUCAUUUGUUAUUUUCUGUACUGUAAUUUCUCGAGUAUAAUGCAUACUGAAGUAUAAUGUGGAACCCCGAAGUUGACCUGUAAAAUCAGGUAAACCCUUCUACAAAUGCAAUGCAGUUGGAAUUAUCUGUAUUUCUAAUUUGCUUGGUUUGUACUUUUAUUAUUUGUACUUAUUUUUUAAAGAAAUUUCUGUACAACAAUCAUGAAUAAUAAUCAUUUUGCAUGUGCUGAUGUAGUGGGAAUAUAUAUCUCAGGACAGGCCACAAGACACGCUUCUUCUGGUCCCUGUAAUUGUCAGAACAGAAUCCCUCAACCAACAAAAAUAAAUGCUCAAUGAUGGCAUAACAUUUUAUUGUUACUGUUGAUAACACGGUGGAUCAUCUAGUAAAGCAUAGUUCUGAGGUCCCGGGUUAGAUCCCGGACCCACCUGUGUGGAGUUUGCAAGUUCUCCCUGUGCCUGCGUGGGUUUCCUCCGGGCACUCCUUUUUUCCCCCUACAUCCCAAAAACAUGCAACAUUAAUUAAACACUCUAAAUUGCCCCUAGGUGUGAUUGUGAGUGCGACUGUUGCCGGUCUUCAUGUGCCCAGCGAUUGGCUGGCAACCAGUUCAGGGUGUACCCUGCCUCACAGCUGGGAUAGGGUCCAGCUCUCCCCGCGACCCUCAUGAAGCGGCAAAGAAAAUGGAUGGAUGUUGACAACACAUAUUACAAUCUUAAAUUAAUGAAAAAUUAACAGCUUAAUACAAACUUUGUGCAAAAGCAUUUUUUGCUUUAAAUAUUUGUGCAUAAAACGUUUGCGCAGAGCACAGUUGAUCCACUACAUUACUCAUCCUUGGCCAAGACUUCAAAAGAAGAAUCGACUUAUCUCCAAUGUGAAAAAGAUCCAUAGUAGCUACCUUUGGUCCAUCGCUGUGGAACUCGUCAUUGAUGACUUGGUCAACUUCUGAUGCUUCCUGCAUUCAUGAACCGUGAUCUCAUUUUGCUCCCACAGCAUGUCAUCCUCUGUGCCAUCCGUGGCAUUUGUGAGGAAGCAUUUUUUUUAAUUCUAAGGGUCUUGGUUCCCUUUAUUUCUCAUAAUUGUCAGCGCUUUGAGGGGAAGGUCCACCGUGCCAACAGCGCAGCCUCUUGCCCCCGUUGGGCUACAAUCUGUAGCAGCUCUUCAAAGCAUCAGGUCGGGAUCAAAACGAAAGCUCAAACUAUGUAGAAAUGAGCGCAAUAGGCACUUUUAAAAAAGCGAGUGUUUCAACUGUGUGCGCUACCCCCCCCCCUUUUUUUUUUUUUUAAAUGUCCCCAUUAUGAUCAUAUUACGUAGUUUCAGCUCACGUUGUUUUGCUUCCAGUUUGGCCGUGUCAUCAACAGGAGUGAUGACACAUUUCUUUUAAGACCGGCUGCACAACUAACCCUUGUAGUCGACAUUUUUUGCCUCUGUUUAAGUUAAAAAAAACUCACGGGCAGUCGUUUCUGAUGUUUGUAAUAGCUUUUACGCUGUCGUAAAAUGCAAAGCUCCCCCCAAGUAGGUCAGCGUUCAGGAUGGUGGCACACAUAAAUGUGUCACAUAAGAUAUCGAAUAUCAUAUCGAAAUGUAUAUGUAUACCUUUUUUUUCUACGCUAUUUACCUGUGCUAUACCAUUUGAUUGUAUUUUUUAUUUUUCAUCCAUACCUAAAUAUAAUGCGCUCUAUUGACUUUUUGAAAAUAUUUGUGAAAAAAAUUGUGCAUCAUUUUCAAGAAAUGAAAACAAAAUUAAAUUUAAAUGAAAAUAAAUAUUUAAGGUGAAGUAAUAAAUGGGCGAAAUAACAAACCUCAAGCUACUUUUAAGUUAAAUGCAUCUUGGUAUCAGAUCAAUAGCAGAAUAUCGAGUAUCGCACAGCACUAAUCUGCCUUGGUGUGACAUCAUCAGCAAGCACCCAGACCACCAAAGGAUCCGGUCUUGCAGCUGGAUCACACCAUCAAUAUGCGGUCUUUGCCACUUCUUCAAUUGGCUCCUCAGCAGUCUGACUUUUUACACGGCCACGGAGCCAUUUAUGUUCACAUUUAUCUUUGCGUUUCAAACUUGUGCUUAUUUUGUAUGCAUUUGUCUAAUGUUACAUGAGAAGUCUAAGUUAAAAAUGAAGCCACCGAGCGGUCAAGUCAGAGUCCGCCGCUGACCAGAUGUGCACAUGGGAUUUUCAGAAUAAGGGCGUGAAUCAGAAGUGCUUUGUUUACUGUCUUGAUGUCAUUUUGAGAAAAUAGAAGAGAACAUAAUGCCUUUUAUGGUCACUAAACUAAACUUAUACAUGAAGAGACAUGAAUUGUAUUCUAUGAGUGCCCUAUGAAAGGCUAAUCUACCAAAUUUGGGUACCUUCAGCAUUUUGUUUUGUUUCAUGUUCCUUUGUGUAUUAUUGUUAAUGGUUUGUGCAUGGGUGACAAGGUCACAGUGGCUGGAGGAGAGAAAUUUUCCAUGCAGUUGGUAUAAGAUUGUGUGCGUCCAAGAAGCAAAUGUUUGGCUGUGUGCUUUAGUGAUAAGUGAGUGGCAACACAGAAGUACACAUGUAUACAGUAAGUGCCCCAUUAAUAAUAGCCAGUACAUGAGUGUUACUGUAUCAGCGUUUCAUUCAACGUUAAGCUAGCUAAAGAUGUCGUUUUGCAAGUGCUAAGUUAUAGGCCAAAUAAAUCAUGACAAAUAUGAAAUCCUUCUUUACAGAGAGUAAUGCUACAUAGUUUAGUUUGUAAAAUCUCCCCAGGACAUUCCACAUCAUUUGCUUUUCAUGAGUUUGUCUUGGAUUAAUUGACCAAUUUAGGUACUCAAUAUUUGAGAUGUUUCAUCUUGGAGGUUUUUUUUUAAUUUUAUUUUUUUAUGAUUAUUUCGUUGUUGCACCUUGUGCCAUAAUUGUUCCUGCUUGUUGCAAUAAGAGGCAAUAAACAGUCACU